Cuscuta campestris is the source of this 1230-nucleotide messenger RNA. The record is from the annotation of a GenBank genome assembly. Lineage: Eukaryota; Viridiplantae; Streptophyta; Magnoliopsida; Solanales; Convolvulaceae.
UGUGUUUAUUUAUCGUUCUUGAUAUUUUAAGAGUCUUACGCGCUUAAAAUCCCAACAAUUGGCAUCAGAGCCAAGUUACAUUUGGGGCGGAGGGAUUUCUAAGCCGUAAGAGAAGAAAAUCGAAGAACUUGAAAAAUGGCAUCAGUAAAAAGUUCGAAUGUUUCUGUCGAACCUUUCGAUGGACGUGGCGAUUUUACUCUGUGGCAACAACGAGUAAAAAGUGUUCUUACUCGGGAAGGGACAAUUAAAGCUCUGAAGGUGAAGGUUCAGAUGACAGAAAAAAUGACGGAUGCUGAGUGGGCCAAACACCGGAAGAACGACAAGCCAGAAAAAUUAUCGGAAGAAGAGUGGGAGGAUUUGAAGGACAUGGCAACAAGUACAAUAUGCUUAUGCCUUGCAAAUAAUACUCUUCGAGAGGUUCUCGGUUUGACGGACCCGGUGGAUAUUUGGGAGAAGUUAGAGAGCCGGUACAAGUCGAAAUCAUUGACAAGUAGGCUAUAUUUGAAGAAACGAUUGUUUGGUCACCAAAUGGCGGAAGAAGCUAACUUUAAUGGACACUUGGAUGAAUUCAACAAGAUAACAACAGAGUUGGAAUCCAUUGAUGUGAAGAUUGAAGAGGAGGACAAGGCGCUGCUUUUGUUGGCUUCAUUGCCUUCAUCUUUUGACAACAUCGUGACCACGCUCUUGUUUGGAAAAGAGACCUUAAAAUUUGAUGAAGUAGUUGUUGCGUUGUUGAUGAAUGAGACUCGGCGGGGUGGCAACGGGAUAUCAAAUGAUGGUCAAGCUUUGGUAGCAAAAGAAGCUGGUCGAAAACGAGGACGGUCUAAAGAGAGGGGCGGCGUGUCCCAACGCUUCAAAUCGAGUAGUAAAAGCUUUCGGUGUUACUACUGCGAUGAAGAGGGUCAUUUCAAAAGGGAUUGUCCAAAGAGGAGGAAGGAAAAGAAGGGUGGGAAAACACCCGUGACUGCGGUUGCAGAAAGUUCAAACCAAGCAAGUGAAGAAGACUUGUUUUUGGCAACCACAAAGAGUCUAGGUAAAUCGGAUUAGAUAUUAGAUUCGGGUUGUCCGUUUCACAUGUGUUCAGUUAUAUUAGUAACAAUGUGGGAUUUUAGUUUUAAAAAAAGAGAAAUAUCAAGUAGAAGAACACAUAAAAAGAGCUUUUCUUAAAUUUAUUUGUCCAUUUAAUUAACUUCUUUGGGAACACCUUCAUCAUAAAAGCAUUAAAUUUUG